This is a messenger RNA of Sinocyclocheilus anshuiensis, 1053 nucleotides long. Its product is annotated as trafficking protein particle complex subunit 10. The annotation marks the transcript as partial. The transcript is spliced from 4 exons. Gene Ontology annotation, cellular component: TRAPPII protein complex. The record is from RefSeq and is a predicted model, not a curated record. Gene Ontology annotation, biological process: intra-Golgi vesicle-mediated transport; early endosome to Golgi transport. Lineage: Eukaryota; Metazoa; Chordata; Actinopteri; Cypriniformes; Cyprinidae.
UGUGUCUCUCUGUCUCUGUGUCUGUGUGUGUCUCUGUGUCUGUGUGUGUGUGUGUGUGUGUGUGUGUGUGUGCAGCUGGCAUUCAGGCAGCAGUGUGUGUUCAGCGUGUGGGAGCUGCGAUGGAGCGGUGUGUCUCCCGUCUCUCUGCACUGUGUGUUCUCGGCUGCUUUCGCUCCUGCAGACGCUCCGGACACGGCGCUCAAACCCUACAGAUAUGACUUCGCUUUGGAGCGAGUUUCGACUCUGUUGAGUGUGUGUGCAGAGAUCCGGCCGGCGGAGGGAGAGCGGCACUGUCGCACCGGUUCUCUCUGCAGGCUGGAGGUGUCUCUGACGCGUCUCUCUGAAUCCAGCGACUCAGACGAGGAGUGCAGCGACACCGACGGCCCGCGCACCACCAGGCUCCUGUAUGAAGUGUUUGUGAACAACAGUAACUGGGCGGUGUGCGGGAAGAGUUCAGGGGUCGUUUCCAUGCCGGUGGCUGCCAUGGCGACACACAAGGUUCACAUGGAGGUCAUGCCGCUGUUCGCGGGUCACCUGCCGUUUCCCAACAUCCGUGUGUUUAAGUACCUGCCACACCACAGCAGCCCCGUCAUCCCACCUGACACAGACUCGUGUCUGGAGAACGACAGUCUGUCUCUGGAGGAUCAGGCGGAGACGGCGAGUCUGCGCAGCCGAGGCAGUGUCCAGUCUCUGGGCAGCGGAGAGUCUGCGCAGCCGCGGGGCCCGAUGCCCAAACGCCAGGCUUUCGGCCCCGGACAGGUGUUCAGCGGCACACAGGGCCAGCAGGUGUUAGUGCUGCCCUCCGCUGACCAUCACCUGAUGGAGGUCAACGUCACAUGACCCGCCGGGGGUCACAUGGACACAAGACUCACCUCCGUCACGCGCUUCAUGAGACACCAGCUGUCUCUCAGAUAUCCCAUAAUGCCUUGCAGCCCCUCCUCUGUGUGCUCAGGCGUGUGUGUGUGUGUGUGUGUGUGUGAGAGAGAGAGAGAGAGAGAGAGAGACACCUGCUGUACAUAAUAGAUGCGAUUAAAGAGAAUCUUCUGAACCAAA